Molecule: messenger RNA, 1164 nt
Organism: Pygocentrus nattereri (red-bellied piranha)
Lineage: Eukaryota; Metazoa; Chordata; Actinopteri; Characiformes; Serrasalmidae
Gene: sdhaf3
Product: succinate dehydrogenase complex assembly factor 3
Exons: 3
Coding region: 1-372 (123 amino acids)
Biological process (GO): mitochondrial respiratory chain complex II assembly; succinate metabolic process
Cellular component (GO): mitochondrial intermembrane space; mitochondrion
Source: RefSeq, a predicted model, not a curated record
AUGGCCAGUUCAGCCCAUAUAUCGCGGGUCCGGUCGCUCUAUAAGAGAAUUCUGAUGCUGCAUCGCUUUAUGCCCAUUGACCUGAGAGCCCUUGGUGAUCAGUACGUGAAGGAUGAGUUUCGCAGGCACAAAUCUGCGUCCCCAGAAGAGGUCAAGCUCUUCAUGAAGGAAUGGGAGGACUACAAGGACACUCUCCAGGCUCAGAUGCUGGAGGCAGCAGGAAAUAAGAAGCUUUUGUUUGGAUCUGACCUGUCCGAACAGAAGCUCCAAGACUUUCAGGAUGACCAGAUCGGGCAGCUGUACGAGUUGAUGCUGGAGUCUACCAAACCCAGCCGGCAGUUCCACCUCCAGGAAGACCACCCGCCAAAAUGAGACACUGCUACCCUGAAAAAAAUGCGCAGAGGCAGGAAAGCAGGAGGAAAGGAGUGCAGAGACUGGGCUUCGUGUCUUUAAGUGAAGUUGGCCCACUGGGACACAUCGGGACUUGAAUCCUGUGCUCUUCCCUACACCAGCUGCUGUUAAGGAGGUGUAGUUAUAUUAGUGUUCUGACAUGCGCUGAGGUCAAGUUCAAGCCUCUGUGGAUUUUCUUGUCUUUUUUCCUGCUGAUCAGUUGCUGUCCUUGUUUUGUUUCGUUUGUGUCCUUAACGAUCAUGUCUGAGUUAUUGAAAGUGCCAUAAAAUGAAUGAUUAUUACUAUUAUCACUGAUAUUAUCGAUUAUCAAUAGAUGUUCUUUAUUGAUCCCCCAGGAGAAAUCUUGAAUGCAACAGCAGCUGAACAAGACCAGGAAAGCUUAACUUUGCUGGACCGCUGUCGGCUGCGUGGCAUUUGACCUGCGAGUGUCUGGUACAGAAUAUUAAACCAAAAAAUUGCAAUAUUCUUAGGCUGCACUUGCCUGCAAAAGAAGUAUAAAAUUUAAGAAUUUUAACUAAUUUAAAUUUAAAAAUUGUAAGUAAACAGUAAACUAUAAACUAUAAGGCCUGAAAGUAGUGAUGCAUGAAUCCACUGUAACCGAGGCAACGCCAGAGUCAACGACAAAGGGCUACAGCGGAGAUCAAACCAACCUAAACCUAGUUUACCAAAUUCCCUGAGAAGGUGUUUAAGAGCUGUGAGAAGGUUAUGUCUGAGGUCAUAAUUCUAGAAGUCAUUAUUAAACAGUUAACAUGA